GGGUAAUAUUAUCCACCGCCCUCUUUACCUACGACAUAUAGGACCAUUGGCUAUUCCUCAGAGAGGGUGGAAGCGAGUCGUCGGAGAGUGACGAGAGACACAGUGACGAGUCUGAGUCUAUCUCCAGAUGAAUUGGAAAGCUUCACACCCUUCAAUGGCUUGGUCCAGGUACAAGGAGUCCCGGAAGGCGUUGGUUAAGGAAGCUUGUGCGCUUGGUAGCACUCCCAAGUCCUGGCGGUCAUCAGUGGUCAUCGCAAAAGCAUCGUGAUUAAAUCACCUCUUCCAGCCGCAAAUCACUUACGCGCCCUCUCGUGUUUGAUCAUGACAUAUUAGACCAUCGCAAUCAAGUAUGCGCUUUCUUCUGUUAUCUGCCCUGAGUGCGCUAUCGAUUGUCACGAGCGCUCUGCCUGCUCAACAGGCCCCUCUACUCCGCCAUGCUGCAGACAACCGCACCGUCUCUCCCGAGCUCUUUGCCGAUCUCGAAGAAUUGGCACGUGUAGUCGACAUAUCCUAUUGCGUAGGUCUUACUGGCAUAGGCAUCUCAAAGCCAUUCAAGUGUCUCAGUCGAUGCUCCGAAUUCCCGGAUUUUGAACUCGUCAAGACAUGGAACACUGGCCAAUUGAUGUCCGACUCCUGCGGCUACAUCGCUUUGUCUCAUUCGCAGACCAAUCCACGCAUCAUUGUCGCGUUCCGUGGCACCUACUCGAUCGCAAAUACAGUUGUGGAUCUCUCGACUGUACCACAAGAAUAUGUUCCUUACCCUGGUGAUCCGGAAUCGAAGGCUUCAACAUCUCGUGGAAUCGACUCAGAGACUCCACGAUGCAACAACUGUACCGUUCACACAGGUUUCUAUAGCUCUUGGAAGGUGGCUGCAUCUGCCAUACUACCAGACCUGGAGGCCACAAUAGCGUCGUAUCCCGACUAUGCUCUUACCCUUGUUGGUCACUCGCUUGGAGGAGCAGUAGCUGCUCUUGCUGGUCUGGAACUCGACUCACGAGGCUGGAACCCAACCAUCACCACCUUCGGCGAGCCCAGGCUGGGCAAUUCAGCAUUGAAUAGAUAUCUUGACCAGCGGUUCAAUCUGCUCGGAUCUACUCGGGAAGUCUGGACGAGCACUUUCAACGAGCGUCAAUUACGCUAUCGCCGUGUCACUCACAUAGAUGAUCCUGUACCGCUUCUACCGUUGACAGAGUGGGGCUACCGGAUGCACGCUGGCGAAAUCUACAUCUCCAAGUCUUCCUUGACUCCAGAAAUCCAAGAUCUUCAGCACUGUGUCGGCGACGAAGACCAUCGAUGUAUCGCUGGGCAGGAUGGCAGUCUAUCAACAGAUGCCAAACGCGACGAUCUCAGAGCUCAGGUGCAGCAGUCCGUCGAUGAUCUUGCCGAGGAGCACGAGUUGGAGAAGAGAGAUGUCGGUUUGUGGGUGGUGCCAUCUCGCUACAAGCUCUGGCAGUUAUUCUUCUCUCAUCGAGACUAUUUCUGGCGUCUCGGCUUGUGCGUCCCUGGUGGCGAUCCUUGGGAUUGGAAUCGCAAACCGUAUGCCCUGCUUGAUGAGGAAAAGCAGGACUCGGUCUGAUCGCGUUGUGCGGCUGAAUUGUGAUGAGUCGGAGCUUCUUCUACUGUAUCUAUUAUCCUGAAACCCCACUAUACUUUUAAUCAUUGAUCGAUAAUGUAUGAAACUCGUUUCAUGCUAUCUCUGAC
Aureobasidium subglaciale EXF-2481 is the source of this 1701-nucleotide messenger RNA. RefSeq lists its product as uncharacterized. The coding region runs from base 350 to 1576 and encodes 408 amino acids. NCBI's taxonomy places the organism in Eukaryota, Fungi, Ascomycota, Dothideomycetes, Dothideales, Saccotheciaceae. The record is from RefSeq and is a predicted model, not a curated record. The transcript is spliced from 2 exons. Gene Ontology annotation, biological process: lipid metabolic process.